AUGGCUAAAUUUGAUUUUCCUGCAGUAUGGCGAGACAUCAAGACUCACCGACGCGCCUAUGUCCUCACCGCGGCCGCGUCUUUUGGAGGUAUGACGUUCGGAUGGGAUACGGGAUUAAUUGGGGGGGUUCUGACAAUGGAUGCGUUCCAGCAUUCAUUCAAUCUUGACCCCAAAAGCCCCAACUUCAGCAAUCUGCAAGGCAACAUCGUUUCUGUCCUUCAGGCUGGCUGCUUCUUUGGUGCUCUGGCAUCCUUCUACAUCAGCGACACAUUUGGGCGCAAAAAGGCGCUGCUCUUCGCCGAUGUUAUUUUCAUCAUUGGAUCCAUCGUGCAGACCCUCUGUGCAAUCAACACUACCAGCUUGACCCAACUGUACAUUGGACGUGCGAUUGGGGGAUUUGGUGUCGGCUUGAUCUCUGCUGUCGUGCCCACAUACAUCAUUACCGGCAUAUGUCUUAGUUUUUUUGUGAACUACGGAAUCAAUCUUGACAUUACAGACCCAACAGACUCCAAAAAAUGGCGCGUGCCUUUUGCUCUACAAAUGCUUCCAGGCGUUCUGUUGUUCGUUGGCAUACUCUUCCAAAACGAGAGCCCCCGUUGGCUGGUCGAGAAGAACCGUAUUAAAGAUGCUGCCAAAGCGCUGGCACACGUUCGUGGCAAGCCUGUCGAGGACCCAGAUGUGAUCCAGGAGCUGGACGAUAUCGUCAACGAUUUCAACGGACACGAGAAGUUGUCGCUGGUGGCUCAGCUCAAGGCGGCCUGCUCUGGCAAGCGCGUAUUCUACCAGUCCUCAUUUGCAGUUAUCCUCAUGUUCUGGCAACAGUGGACUGGGACAAACUCAAUCAAUUACUACGCACCGCAAAUUUUCAAGCAGAUUGGUCUUACUGGUGGUUCGUCUGGGUUGUUUGCGACGGGCGUGUAUGGCAUCGUCAAGAUUGUCGUAACCGCCAUUGGCCUCAUGGCAUUUACUGAGCAGCUGGGCCGCAAGUGGUCGCUCAUCAUCGGGUCUGCCGGUCAAGCUUUCAGCAUGUUCUAUAUCGGCGUCAACAUGGCAGUCCACCCACCGACUGGAGUGCUGGAUGGAAACUCGAUUUUCGCCAUCAUCUGCGUGUACUUGUUUGUGGUCUUCUACUCGUUCGGCUGGGGUCCAAUCCCGUUUGUGCUGAGCUCAGAGUGCGCGCCUAACCACGUACGCUCUCUCAUCAUGGCCUGCGCUCUGAUGACCCAGUGGCUCUUCAACUUUGUUAUUGCAAAAAUCACUCCUAUCAUGCUGGCGGAUAUCACGUAUGGCACGUUUCUGCUGUUUGGAUCUCUGUGCGUUGUCAUGGGCGUGUAUGCAGUUUUGUUCGUGCCUGAAACAAAGGGGGUGCCGCUGGAGUCGAUACAUGUGCUGUUCGAGGGCAACAUCAUCAAAGGCGCGCUGAUGGACACGUUUCCUGGCAAGUCGCGGGCAAAGGGGCUCCAGAACCACCACAACGCGGAUGACGUGGACUCGGUUGAUGGCGACGGUGUCAGGAAGGAUGGCACACGUGUUGAGCAUAGGGAGGAGGCGUAG
Messenger RNA from Dothidotthia symphoricarpi CBS 119687, 1554 nucleotides. Its product is annotated as MFS quinate transporter-like protein QutD. The coding region runs from base 1 to 1554 and encodes 517 amino acids. Gene Ontology annotation, cellular component: membrane. Lineage: Eukaryota; Fungi; Ascomycota; Dothideomycetes; Pleosporales; Dothidotthiaceae. The transcript is spliced from 5 exons. The record is from RefSeq and is a predicted model, not a curated record. Gene Ontology annotation, biological process: carbohydrate transport; transmembrane transport. Gene Ontology annotation, molecular function: carbohydrate:proton symporter activity.